CAACCAGAUUCCUGAUGUGAGCCACACAAUAAUAAACAUGUGUACAGGCGGACAGCGACUGCAAUAUUAUUGGAGCGGGAGCGGGAGCUCAGCAACACCAGCACAACGCCCAGAGACCCCAGGGGGCUGGGACUGGGACGGCGGCUUGCAGAUUCCUGCGGAUUCUUAAGUAGGCGCAGUUGUUAAUUAAUCUGGGUUGAAUUGUCAAACGCCAUGAUGGGGGACGGACGAUGCCAACGCGUCGCCGUCAUGGGGGGGCGUCCAGGUGUGCGCUCCCCAGCGAUUCGCUAAUCGCUAGUCCUAUAGGCAGCCGGCAGGCCACAUCUUUUUCUUCCUCCCCAGUCCCCAGUCCCCCAUUCCCAUAUUAAGCAGAGCCGAGGCGAGCACCCCCACCCACCGAGAUGCAAUGCAAUGCAAACAUCCUCCCUCUUCUCCUGCUCCUCACAGACAUCUUAUCCUAGCUCCCGGUCGAAGGCCGUAGGUAGGAUUCCCUUCUAUUCCUCGCCCGCUUCCUCCUCCGGCAGCCGGACCUAGCUAGCUAGCUUUCUUGCCGUUCGCCGCCCAUAUGGCUAGGAAGUGCUCUAGCUGUGGGAACAACGGCCACAACUCCAGGACCUGCGGCGGGCACAGCAGGACCGCGGCGGCCUUCGAGAACAACGGCGGCGGCGUGAGGCUGUUCGGGGUGCAGCUGCACGUGGGGUCCUCGUCGCCCGUAGCCGUAGCCAUGAAGAGGUGCUUCAGCAUGGAGUGCCUGUCGCCGCCGCCGCCGCUGCCGCCGCCGCCCGCCGCGCCGGCGUACUACGCGGCCGCUCUCGCCGCCGCCAACAGCAGCUCGCCGUCGGCGUCGGCGUCGGCGUCCUCGUCCUCGUCGCUCGUCUCGGUGGAGGAGGCACAGGCACCCGAGAAGAUGGCCAGCGGGUACCUCUCCGACGGGCUCGUGGGCAGGGCGCAGGCGGAGAGGAAGAAGGAAGCUUGUUUGAGCUACGUAAAUAAUCUAUCUAAAAAAAAGGUCUUCUUCUCUGGGUUUUCCGACCGGCCAUCACCAGGCGUUCCGUGGACGGAGGACGAGCACCGGCGGUUCCUGGCGGGCCUGGAGAAGCUCGGCAAGGGCGACUGGAGAGGCAUCUCCCGGCACUUCGUCACGACGCGGACGCCGACGCAGGUGGCCAGCCACGCCCAGAAGUACUUCCUCCGGCAGAGCAGCCUGGCGCACAAGAAGCGCAGGUCCAGCCUCUUCGACGUGGUGGAGAACGCAGCUGAGAGGGCGACGACGACGAGCUCCAGGGAGCGCCCGAGGCUCACGGUCACGGAUGCGAUAAUCGCGACCGCCUCUGCUGCAGCACCCGGAACAACGACGGCAGCACUCCCGGCCCUGUCGCUCGGCAUCCGACGGCCAGCGAGGCCUGAGUACCACGCCGCGCUGCCUCCGAACAGCCUGUCCCUGCAGCUGCCGCGGUGCUCGGCGGCAAUGGGUAGCGCGUCGCCGUCGCCGAGCCUGGCGCUGGCGCUGGCGGGGCCGAAACACAAGCACCCUUCGCCUUCGUCCCUGACGGCGGCAAAGGCUAGUAGUAGUGGCCAGGCACCGGACCUGGAGCUGAAGAUCUCGACCGGCCGGCAGAGCGAGCACCAGGUCCAGACGGGCUCGCCGCCGAGGACGCCCUUUCUGGGCACCAUCAGGGUCACGUAACCGGAAAGACGGCGGCGGCGGUUAGUCGGGAAUGACCUGCUGGUAAAAGAAGAGCUUGGCCGGGGUGGGAAAACUGAAAAGGAGGAGCUUUUGGCAGUGGUGUUGGUGUGUGUGUGUUGCUGCCCCUGCCAGUGGCAGCCGAGACGACGAUGCGGUCGUUUAUCACGUGGGUGUGGUGUUGUACAUCAUCCAUCAGAAAGAUGGAAACUUUACUUUAGUGGCCUAAUUAGAACUCUAUAAACUUUACUGUCCUAAUUUAGCAUUCGUUUGUUUCUUGCAAAUAAAGAACGCCGUUGCCAUUCGCUA
This is a messenger RNA of Zea mays, 1993 nucleotides long. Its product is annotated as transcription factor MYB1R1. The coding region runs from base 566 to 1687 and encodes 373 amino acids. Gene Ontology annotation, biological process: response to ethylene; response to gibberellin. The record is from RefSeq and is a predicted model, not a curated record. Lineage: Eukaryota; Viridiplantae; Streptophyta; Magnoliopsida; Poales; Poaceae. Gene Ontology annotation, molecular function: DNA binding; zinc ion binding. The transcript is spliced from 3 exons.